Messenger RNA from Vicia villosa (hairy vetch), 681 nucleotides. RefSeq lists its product as uncharacterized. Lineage: Eukaryota; Viridiplantae; Streptophyta; Magnoliopsida; Fabales; Fabaceae. The record is from RefSeq and is a predicted model, not a curated record. The transcript is spliced from 2 exons. Bases 71 to 430 code for a protein of 119 amino acids.
AUAAAUAGAUACUGGCUGGAUCCAUAGAGAAUUCACAUUUAACUACAAUUAUACUCUUAAUUGAUCAAAGAUGAAAACUAAAUAUUUUAUCUUUGUGUUCUUUCUUUGUGCAUUAAAUUUGAUCUUUAUUAUGGCAAUGGAGCCACUCAAAGACGUUGAUGUAAUUGAAGACUUCAAAACAAGAAUUGAGGUGAAUGAGAAUGAAUAUUGGGGAAAAGGUGGAAACCAUGGAGACAAAGGAAGAGAGUAUGGUGAUGGAUAUUGGGGAAGUUGGACAGAAGGAGGUUGGGCAGGAGGAUUACCCGAAAAACGAAAAAGCAACAAACCUGGAGGAGAAAGCAAAGGAGAAAACAAAGAACAUUCAAGAGAAGAAAAAGGUGAACCUAUAGGAAGAGAUGGAGGUGGAGAAAAAAAAGAAGCACAUCCAUAAACAUUCAUGAAAACUAGUUACAUGCAUGUGAACAUUCUUAUCCCAUGCAAAAUGUAAAAGACAAGUAGAAACUCUAUCACAUUUCAUGCUUAGUUUUUAAGAGGAUGAACAUCUUUCCCUUAAAUUAAAAUGUAUUUUCCAUGUAUACUUAUAUUGUUCAACUUUUAUUAUCAUAGUUAAAGGGAUGAGAAGUACCACUUUUUCAUGAAAUAACAUUUUGUUCACCUUGAUGCUUUAAUUUCAUAUUUUCU